Messenger RNA from Octopus bimaculoides (California two-spot octopus), 3691 nucleotides. RefSeq names its product isoaspartyl peptidase/L-asparaginase. Gene Ontology annotation, molecular function: asparaginase activity. Gene Ontology annotation, cellular component: cytoplasm. The record is from RefSeq and is a predicted model, not a curated record. Lineage: Eukaryota; Metazoa; Mollusca; Cephalopoda; Octopoda; Octopodidae.
UGCUGCUGCUACUUAUUUUAUCAAUCCCUCAAAGGUUGGAAUAACGAAAUCGAUCAUCCAGUAUGAUUUGAACUUAAAACGGAACGGAGACAUAACGAAACGUGCAACAAAAAAAUAUGUGCUAGUUUCAUAAACAUCACCAUUCAGACAAUUCAUGUGGAACGAGUGAAAAAGAAGUACGGUUGAACAGACGUGCUACAAUAUCUUGAUUACUCGGUUUCUUUGAUAGACGGAAACUGAAAGAAGCCCGUUGUAUAUAUGUAUGUGUGUCUGUGUUUGUUCCCACCCCCAACAUCACUUGACAACCGAUGCUGGUGUGUUUAUGUCCCCGUGACUUAGCGGUUCGGCAAAAGCGAUCGAUAGAAUAAGUACUAGGCUUACAAAGAAUAAGUCCUGGGGUCGAUUUGCUCGACUAAAGGCGGUGCUCCAGCAUGACCGCAGUCAAAUGACUGAAACAAGUUAAAGAGUAAAAGACUAUAUGUGCACUCGCUCGCACAUUCACUAGUUUACCUAAAACAAGUUAACACAAAUUAGGCUUAGAUGACGCAUAUUGUAUUCCAUAGUUUUCUAGCUAAGUUAAACAUGAUUGAGUUUGAAAAUGCUCGUCAAAAUGCAUGCCACGGGCAGGGAAAUUGUUAUAGCGGCAUCAAUUGCAUUUGUCAUAGGUGUUGUAGUCGGAUACAGAUUAAAAACUUUACGUGUAAGCUAUUUGAAGAGAGUGAAAAGCUUUUAUGAUAAAAAGGCUGCUAAAAUUCAGAAAAAAAUCGAAGAAGAAACUGGUACGAAUUGUUUUGAAGACCCUUCGACUCAAUCAAAAGCAGCACAAAUGCCCGUCUAAGUUUAAAUAUAUCUAAAAUAUUUUUUUUAAAAACUGUCUGUUUUUACAAAUAAUUAUAUUUAGAAAUCGAUUUUUAUUCAAUAUCAUUAAGUACUCAGAAACUGGCAAAGUAGAAAACAAGAAGAGACAGGCUGAAAUAUGAAUGAUAUAAAGCCCAUUAUAGCCGUCCAUGGUGGAGCUUGGGCUAUACCCGAUGAUAUGUCUGAAAGAAGUGUAGAAGGAGUAAAACAUGCUGCUAAUUUGGGAUUUAUGAAAUUAAAGCAAAAUGGAAGUGCAAUAGAUGCUGUUGUGACUGCUGUGACAAGUCUUGAGAAUGAUCCUGUCUUUGAUGCUGGCACCGGAUCUGUGCUUAACAGCAUUGGUGAAGUUGAAAUGGACGCAAUGAUUAUGGAAGGUUCUACUCUAAACAGUGGUGCUGUUGCUUGUGUGCAGAACAUUGCUAACCCUAUACAACUAGCUCAGAUUGUUAUGGAAAGGACUGAUCAUGUGUUGUUAGUGGGUAGAGGAGCUAAUGCUUUUGCUGAAGAGCAUGGUGUAUCUACUGUCCCAACUGAGGUUUUAGUUACAGAAAGUGCUAAAAAGGAAUGGCAAACUUAUAUGGAAUUUAAGAGCACGAUUCAAAAUCUAUUUCAUUCAUCAAAACAAGUUGAAGGCCACAAUACUGUCGGUGCCAUUGCACUAGAUAAGUUUGGUAAUCUAGCAUGUGGUACAUCCACUGGUGGUAUCACAGCCAAAAGACUUGGAAGAGUUGGUGACAGUCCCAUAAUAGGUUCUGGUGGAUAUGCUGAUAAUAACAUAGGUGCAGUUUCAACAACUGGUCAUGGAGAAGCUAUAUCAAAAGUAUGUCUUGCUAAACAUAUCAUCCAUCUUUUGGAACAAGGAUUUGAUCCAGAUGCAGCAGCCAAAGAAGCCAUUAAUUUUAUGUUGAACAGAGUUAAUGGUUGCGGUGGAGCUAUAGUUUUAAAUAAAAUGGGACAAGUUGCUGUCAAUUUUAGUACUGAACGAAUGGCUUGGGCUUGGCAAAAUGAACUUGCUCUACAUUUUGGAUUGAAUCCAACAGAACACUUCACGGAAGCUUUGAAAUUUUGACUGUUUGAAAACCCUUGAAUAUUUUGUAACAAAUAUUUCGCAGUAUAUACAUAUUCUAUCAACAUCUACAUCUUGUCAUAGAGUUAUCAGCUAAUUCACAAGGGAUAUAUAUUUCGUGUGCUAAGAUGUUUUUAUAAACCCUAACAAACUACAUACAUUACCUCAAAAAAAAUGAAAUAAAAUUAAUUCAAAUAUAUUUCUUAAUAAAAUUAGUUUUAUUUUUCAGAUUGUGACUUUAAAAUAUGGUCUUUCUUGAUGAAUUCUUUUUUUUUUUUAAGUCCCACAUCAAAAAGGCUUUGUAAUAUUAAUCAGGAAUGUGGUGGUGAACUGGCAGAAUUGUUAGCACACCGGACAAAACGCUUAGCAGUAUCUCAUCCAUCUUUAUGUUCCGAGUUCAAAUUCCAACUUUGCCUUUUGAGGUCAAUAAAAAUGAGUACCAGUUGAGCACUUCAGUCAAUGUAAUCAACUUGUUCCCUCUCUUGAAUUUGCUGGCCUUGUGCCAAAAUUCGAGACUAUUAUAAAUCAGGAAUCACCUUCAGAAAGUGUAACUUGUCUCUUGCAGUAAAACAUUACAUUAAAUGUGGCUCUGUAAGCAUGAAUAAGAAUACCAGUGUGAAGGAAUCAUUUGCAAAGAAUUUUCUGGAUUUAGAUCUAUAUGUUCAAGUUAUUUCCCAAAAUGUCACAAUGGUAAUGCUUUUGAAUGACAACCAUGGCCAAUAGGAAUGAUGAGUGGGAAGGAAAAUUUCCAGAUAAAUAAUAUCUAAUUAGUAAUAAUUAAUCGAAAUUGCAUGACAAUCCCAUGGGUUGGACAAUUUGACAGGAGCUGGCAAAGCAAGGAGCCGUACCAGGUUCCAUUGUCUCCCUUGGCAUGGUUAACACAGCUAAAUGUCUCCCUUCCUGACACCUACCACUUUACAGUAUACUGGUUUUUGUGACACCAUGCAAACAAGUGACUGAAACAGUAUUAAAUUGGCCAUAAAAAAAAAAAAGUAGCAAAUCACACUCAGAGUAUUUGGAUUGUUGAAGUGUCUACCGGUAUGGCUGUGAGUUUAAAUCUUUAUAAAAAUCCCACUUGUAUGCCAAAUUCCUUGCAGCCAUGCAAUAUGUACAUUUGUUAGCAUAUAAGACAAACAUUUUUCCAAAAAUGUCUCAGGAAAAAAAAUUUUUUUUAAUACUACCUUGGAUAUAAGUUGGGCCUAAUGCACUAAAAGUUUUUUCCUGAACAAGCACUGCUGAAAUAGGGAUGUCUCUUAUAUGCCUGUGCAUUUUUAUGCCAUCAAAUAUGGUAUACAGCAAGUGAGGAAAUAAUCGGUUUCAGUUGUUUUCUGUUCAAAAGUCUUCUAUUAUUUUCACACUUGAUAAAAUAUUGUAAAGGAAUCAGAAAAUAUGCAUGACAGAAUCACAUGAACAACUUUUAGGUAAACAUGGAAUCGUUAUAAUUUAAUGCCUGUGUUUUCCAUGCUGGCAUGGGUUUGGACGAUAUGAGAAGAUGCCUUUCCUCUCAUCAACUCUCAUCUGUUUUUAAGCAAAAUAAUAUUCCCCAUUGUCAGGUGUAUUUUCACAGAAGAUUGGAAUUGAAAGACGCAGCUUGUAUGACAGCGACACCUGGUACUCAAAAGAAUCAUACUAUGUCAAGACAAGGAUUAAAUUUUAGUGAGACUUAAUUUCAUUACCACUCUUUCCAUGUUAUAUUUCAAUGUAAAUUACAUCAAAAUAAUUUGUAAUUUAUUCCAUGGCUAAUAAAGAACUUAUUUUCAUUUAAAA